This is a messenger RNA of Carcharodon carcharias (great white shark), 1786 nucleotides long. RefSeq lists its product as uncharacterized. The record is from RefSeq and is a predicted model, not a curated record. The coding region runs from base 1 to 741 and encodes 246 amino acids. Lineage: Eukaryota; Metazoa; Chordata; Chondrichthyes; Lamniformes; Lamnidae. The transcript has 7 exons.
AUGUCAGUUGUGGGAAUCAUCACCUGGGCAGCGAAUAGGUCCCUAGUGCAGAGCUCGCUGAGACCGGUCCUACCAACGGGAACUGAUUUCCAGGAUCCGCAGUAUUUCGCCUUUUUGUUAGAAUUUUUUGGUUCCUUUUUACUGCCCGUGAUCAUAAUAUCCCCCUGGAUUUAUGUCAUCCCAGUUGGAGCAGUCGCCGCAUUUAUCAUUCUGAUUCUGAUCCCGGUGAAGUUACAGAGGAAGAUGAAAAGUGACAUUGCUUGUGUCCCCACAGCCAACGACGACUGGACGACUUACGCUGUGACGGAGGUGAUUUUAAUGUCGGGGAAAGCCGCCCUGCUUAAAGUGCUGCUGUGCCAAGUAGUUCUUAACGUAGAUCAAUUCGACAUCAGAGUAAGAGAAACGCAUGUGACCGGAGUCCUGGGUAAAUCGGUUGUAUUAUCCGUUCACGAAGAAGGGCCAAUACGGAGAAUCACCUGGGACAAGGGCAAACAGAGAUUUCUGAACUGCCAGAAUGGUGAUGGUCACAAAAUCUUCGGCAGAGAUCAAAACAGAGUAACAUGUUUCCUGGAAUGCUCCCUCCAGCUUUCAGACCUGCAGAUGGAAGACCGUGGGGUCUAUCUGGUAACAGCAGUAACUGCUGAUGGUCAGACCAAAAACCAAUCCAUCUAUUUAGACCUCUCUGGUUAUACCUCGCCUAGAAUACUGAUUCCAAUUCAAUGCAGCACAUUACAUGAAUAACAUUGCUCUGAGAGAGAGGGAAGGUGCGGUUCAGAUUGACUGGAAUGAUGCUACCGAGGAGAGAUUUCGAUUCUGCGCAAAGACUAGGAAGUUUGGCCUGUUCCCUUUGGAGCAAAGAAGGUUGAGGGAACAUUACUUGGAAGCAGGCAAAAUUAUGAUAAUGUUUUUGGAGAGAAAAAGUGGCACCUCCACUUUUGGGAACUUUUGGGAAGAGUAUUGGGAACUGGAGGAAGGCACAUUUAUGGUCAUUGCCUUGAGAAGCAGAUGAAGAGAUUUAGUUUGCUCGGUGAGUUGUUAUGAAGUGGGAACAUAUUAAAUGGUUACUUAUUAUGAGGAAAGUAAUUGGACGCAAUUAUCAAAAGGAAGAACCUGUGGGUGCAGGUAUGUGGAAUUAAUUGGAUCGCUCACUCAAAGAGCAGACAUUGUCACCAUGUGAACCCUUCCAUGCUGAAAUGUACAAUGUGGACACCAUAAUGUGGGUGGUAUCACAUUCACCACUACGAAAAUUUGGAGUCUGUGAACUUGUUUGGACUUUUAAAACAAUCUGUUCAUGGGAUGUGGGCAUAGCUAGCUAAGCAUACAUUUAUUUCCCACCCCUAAUUGCCCUUGUUCAGAGGGCAUUUAAGAGCCAACCACAUUGCUGUGGGUCUGGAGUCACCAUGUAAGGACAGCAGGUUUCCUUCUCUAAAAGAACAUUGGUGAAUCAGACGGUUUUUUUUUACGACAAUCGACAAUUGUUUCAUGGUCACCAUAAGGCUUUUCAUUCCAGGUUCUUAACUGAAUUCAAAUUCCACCAAAUGCCAUGGUGGAGACAUGGGUCCCCAUAGCAUCCGCCCUGGUUCUCUGGAUUACCAGUCCAAUUAUAAUACCACUCUGCCACCACUUUCCCAUUUGAACAUCCGGGGCAGUGUAGUCACCCCUUCCACGCUACUGCCAAUGAAAACUUCCAUCCCUUUGACACUGUGUUUCUGCCCCUCUGUCGUGGACUGAAAAUUUUGCAGGACCAUUUGUUUAAACUAUGGCUGCACUGUGUUUCUUAUUCUUG